AUGAUCAUUGUUGGUCUCUCUGGUGGUAUUGCCUCCGGCAAGUCCACGGUAUCGAACAUCCUGAAGGAAAAUAAAGUACCACUUGUGGAUUUGGAUGUGAUUGCGCGAGAAGUUGUCCAGAAAGGCUCUCCUACGCUGAAAAAGCUCGCGAAAGAAUUUGGCCCCAGCAUUCUCCAGGAGGAUGGCACGUUGAAUCGGGCUGAAUUGGGUCGCUUGGCCUUCGCGAACAAGGAAAGGACCAAGGCGCUGAAUACGAUCACUCACUCAGCGAUUCGUCGCGUCAUGGCAUGGCGCUUGGUACGUCUGUGGCUGACUGGUGCGAAGCGCGUUGUCGUGGAUACGCCGUUGUUGAUUGAGGCAGGGCUAUACAAGUGGUGUGCCGAGAUUGUGAUUGUGUGGUGUGAUGAGAAUCAGCAGCUCAAGCGUAUGCUCUCCCGCGAUGCCAACAAAGGGCUUACCGAGUCGGAUGCUCGCUCACGUCUCGCGGCCCAAAUGGCGCUUUCGCAGAAAGUGGAGUAUGCUGACGUCGUCAUCGACAACUCAAUUGAUGCGACGGAAUCAUCGCCGCCACGUCUCCGUGCUGAGGUGGGCAAGUUGCUAGCGCGAUGGCGACGUGAGUCACGUCAGCCCUCCUUCACGCUGUUGUGGCUCCUCAGUUGGCUCGUCCCACCGUUUGGUCUUUUGUGGGGCCUCCUAGUGACAUUUAUGCGCUCGCGUGCGCGUGCACAGCGUCACAAAAAGGAGUGA
Malassezia pachydermatis is the source of this 747-nucleotide messenger RNA. RefSeq names its product dephospho- kinase. The transcript is spliced from 3 exons. Gene Ontology annotation, biological process: coenzyme A biosynthetic process. The coding region runs from base 1 to 747 and encodes 248 amino acids. The record is from RefSeq and is a predicted model, not a curated record. Gene Ontology annotation, molecular function: dephospho-CoA kinase activity; ATP binding. NCBI's taxonomy places the organism in Eukaryota, Fungi, Basidiomycota, Malasseziomycetes, Malasseziales, Malasseziaceae.